Messenger RNA from Xenopus laevis (African clawed frog), 699 nucleotides. RefSeq lists its product as uncharacterized. The coding region runs from base 316 to 606 and encodes 96 amino acids. Lineage: Eukaryota; Metazoa; Chordata; Amphibia; Anura; Pipidae. The transcript has 2 exons. The record is from RefSeq and is a predicted model, not a curated record.
UUGCUUUUAAUAUUUUAAACUUUUUUCUUAUCUCCUUCAGCUGUGGGAAUCACAGGUCUUACACUCUUCACUGAUAAACUCGAGUUGAAAUUACAUUCUUGGAACCUUGUUCCUUGCCGCUUCUAUUCAGACACCCCCAUCUUACCUAACCAGCUGCAUUUGGAAUGGGGUAAAACUAUAGAUGAAGGCAGAACAUACAUCCCACUGAUCCAGGUUUCUGGGAAGACUGUGAAAAAGUCAAAGAAGAGGCAUCAGGUUUAUGUAAACGUUAUUUCCAAUGGCAACUGCUCUUUGGUCAUCAAUCCUGCCAAGAGCAUGGACAGUGGCAUUUAUGAAGUGCGUCUGACUCUUGAUGGGGUGCUGUAUAAGCCUAUCCCAAAAAUCAGAGUUCAGCCCUUGACAUCAGAAACAACAGUGAGGUUGCAGAAGCGAGAUACAAUAGGUGAAGAACAAUCAACUUACUUUGAUGAGCGAAGUCUACAGGACUUGCAAGAAACAGAGAAUACAGAGAAAGUGACUUACGUCUUUCUGAAAUAUGAAAAAUAUUAUAUUACUGCAAUAGUCAUCAUGUCACUGUUCACACUAUUAGGACCAUUGGGAUGGUAAGUAACAAUCUUACUAGCUCUUUCUUAGACAGAACAAUAUUCAGCCAUAUUCAGCUUAAUACUAGUUCAAGUAUAACUUCCUCUGGUGACAUUU